AUGGGGCCCCCAGGCAAUAGGGGAUCAUGGGGCCCCUGUGUCCUUGCCCAAACUCAAAAAAAAAAAAAAGUGUACCAGGGGUAUCUCAUGGGGCCCCCUACUGACCCUGAACCCUCAAGCAGUGCCCGAGUUUCCAAAUGGCUAGUCCGCCCCUGGGGCGGACUGACAACUCAUGGGGCCCCCGGGCAAUAGGGGAUCAUGGGGCCCCCGUGUCCUCGCCCACACCCAAAAAAAAACUAUAAAAAGGUACCAGGGACAUCUCAUGGGGCCCCCUACUGACCCCGGGCCCUCGGGCAGUGCCCGAGUGCUCAAAUGGUCAGUCCGCCCCUAACC
This is a messenger RNA of Staurois parvus, 333 nucleotides long. The record is from the annotation of a GenBank genome assembly. NCBI's taxonomy places the organism in Eukaryota, Metazoa, Chordata, Amphibia, Anura, Ranidae.